This is a messenger RNA of Myodes glareolus (Bank vole), 1255 nucleotides long. It is a transcript of the gene Mybphl, whose product is annotated as myosin binding protein H like. Gene Ontology annotation, molecular function: protein binding. The record is from RefSeq and is a predicted model, not a curated record. NCBI's taxonomy places the organism in Eukaryota, Metazoa, Chordata, Mammalia, Rodentia, Cricetidae.
GACCCCAGGGAGAUCAGCCUGGACAGCAGGUGCUCAGCCCCUCCCUCAGCAACAUCGGAGCCCAGCAUGGAGACAGCCACCACACUGGAGGCGGCCUCAUGCUCCCAGCGGCAGGUGGGAGCAGCUGCUGGCCCAGAGGAUGCUGGAGGAACCCAGGUUUUACAUCAGCAGGAGGCAGCCAGCCCCUCUCCACAGCUCCUGUCCUCUAUUGAAGAGCACCCCAAGAUCUGGCUACCUCGGGCCCUGAGACAGACUUACAUCCGGAAGGUUGGGGACACAGUGAAUCUACUAAUCCCAUUCCAGGGCAAACCCAAACCUCAAACCACCUGGACUCACAAUGGCUCUGCCCUGGACAACAGUCGUGUGAGUGUGCGGAGUGGGGCACAGGACUCCAUUCUUUUCAUCAGAGAAGCCCAGCGUGCUGAUUCGGGAUGCUACCAACUCUGUGUGCAGCUUGGUGGGCUGCAGGCCACUGCCACCAUCAAUAUCCUGGUGAUUGAGAAGCCAGGCCCUCCUCAGAGUAUUAAGUUGGUGGAUGUUUGGGGCUCCAACGCUACUCUGGAAUGGACACCUCCACAAGAUACGGGCAAUACAGAACUCCUGGGAUACACAGUGCAGAAGGCUGACAAGAAGUCUGGGCUGUGGUUCACGGUCCUGGAGCGUUACCACCGCACCAGCUGCGUCGUCUCCGAUCUCAUCGUUGGCAACUCCUACGCCUUUCGCGUCUUUGCGGAGAACCAGUGUGGGCUCAGUGAAACAGCUCCUGUCACAGCUGACCUUGCCCACAUCCAGAAAGCAGCUCCUGUUUACAAGACCAAAGGGUUUGCCCAGCGGGACCUCUCGGAAGCCCCCACGUUCACCCAGCCUCUGGCCGACUGCACCACCAUCACUGGCUACGACACCCAGCUCUUCUGCUCUGUGCGCGCCUCUCCCAAGCCCAAGAUCAUCUGGCUAAAGAACAAGAUGGAUCUCCAAGGCAACCCCAAGUACAGAGCCCUCAGUCAGCUGGGGAUCUGCUCCCUGGAGAUCCGCAAGCCUAGUCCUUUUGAUGGAGGCAUCUACACCUGCAAGGCCAUCAAUGCCCUGGGGGAGGCGUCCGUGGACUGUCGGGUGGACGUUAAAGCUCCGCAUUAAGGCUGUCCUAGGAAGACGGGAAAUUCGAGGAAGGGCCUCCGGGAAGCAUGACUGACAAGACUGUAUUCCUAAGGAGCCUUAGCUGGCUUGGUCUAAGCUAAAUAAAUAUACAGAUCCUCAA